Molecule: messenger RNA, 1285 nt
Organism: Wasmannia auropunctata (little fire ant)
Lineage: Eukaryota; Metazoa; Arthropoda; Insecta; Hymenoptera; Formicidae
Exons: 5
Coding region: 603-1136 (177 amino acids)
Source: RefSeq, a predicted model, not a curated record
CUAAGAAAAAUUUUCACCAAGAUAUACAAUAAAUUUUAGUUAAACUUUUAAUCAGAAUUUUUAAAAACUGAUUAAUCCUACGCAAUGCCAUAGUUUAUAACUUUGCAAACAUGAAAGUAAAAUAUGUUAUGGUAUGUUGCUACGGUAUAUUAUUAUUUUGUAUACAAGAAAAUAAAUAAUAAAAUUAUCUUACUUAUCUUACUCGAUCUUUCUUGCAAUAUUUAAAAGUAUUAAAUAGAGAAAUUUGGCAAAAUAUGUUCGUUGAGAAAAAUAUAUUAUUCGCUUUUUUUCCCAAUCCACAAUCGUUCUUGUUUUUAUUACGAUUCUUUCGUAGCUAUAUUUGUUAAAUAACUGAAAAGAAAUGAUUCGAUAAUUCUUAGAAAUCGUGUACUUCUUCGGGCGUAAUACGUAGCGUCGUUUCUCGUGCGUAAACGGAUUAAUACGAAAAGAUUGACUUUCACUGGGACUUCAUUGCUUUCUGCUUCGCGACACGCCGAAAGCUUUCUACUUUUCACAGUUAUCGUGUAAUAAAAAGAUUCUUUAAAAAGUUUUUACAUAUAGAAGAUUAAAGGAAAAGAAAAAAAAAGAGAAGUGCUUCAAACAUGAAACGAUUAAAUAGUCCGAAAAUCUUGAAACCGACCGACGUCAAAAAUUCAAACAUGAGAAUCGGGGAAACUAUGAGAUUUACUUUUAAGAACGGAGAUAGUUACGAAGGAAAAUAUCAAGUAAACAUUGACAGACGCACCUUGGUUAAGCAAGAUCAGGGAGUGUACAUAACUGAUAAUUUCGACGUAUACGAUGAAUGCAAUUCUAAUUCUGAAAAUGUUGAUACUAAUAACGUCACUGUCUACGUUUAUACAAGAUAUAAUAAUAAUGCACGAUACAAAGGGUACGUUGACGCGAACGGAGUGAUGAAUGGUACAGGAACGUAUAUUUUUCCCGAUGAAUCCACACUAUCGUCAGUAUGGUCUCAAAAUAAACCCAUCUUGAACAUUGUUUACAAAAAACCGCUUGGAUAUGAAUGGACAACCACAUCAAUUUCCGAUAGCCAUGUUAUGUUUACAACUGUUAAUCAAUUCUGGAAUGAAAUACAUGAAGAAUCUGCGAAAGAAAACUUUCCUUCUGUUCGACAUUGAUAAAAUUAAUAUGAAUCACAAUUAUAAUUGCACAAAUACGUAAAAUGUUAAUUAAAAAUUAAUUUAUGAUUUAUUGUAGACAUAUAUUUAUAUAAAUUCUAAACAUGAUUGUUGUAUUUACAGCGAAAUACAUACGAUUAAUAAUUGCA